Trametes versicolor FP-101664 SS1 is the source of this 1791-nucleotide messenger RNA. RefSeq lists its product as uncharacterized. The transcript has 9 exons. Gene Ontology annotation, molecular function: oxidoreductase activity, acting on the CH-CH group of donors. NCBI's taxonomy places the organism in Eukaryota, Fungi, Basidiomycota, Agaricomycetes, Polyporales, Polyporaceae. Bases 1 to 1791 code for a protein of 596 amino acids. The record is from RefSeq and is a predicted model, not a curated record.
AUGCGUGUUGACGAAGGCUUCCAACCGGUUCCAUUCGUGGAGGGAAAUCCGUACAGCACCGACCCCGUCCUGCCCGCGCUCCUGAAGCGCAUCCUCCCGGCAGAUGUAUUCCGGGAUGUCGACGCGGACCUGGACCGUUUCGGCGGAGAAGUCCUGACGACCAUGCGGGAGCUGAGCAAGCAUGCCACACCGCCUCAGCUUAUACAGUACGACUCGUGGGGACGGCGCGUGGACGAGCUCCGGACGUCGGAGGGCUGGCGCGGGCUCAAGGAGCUGUACCAGCGUGAGGGCACGGUCGCCAUUCCGUACGAGCGCAAGUACGGCGAACAUAGCUGGCCGUAUGGCUUCGCGAAGCUUUUCAUCAGUGUCGCAGACUCGGAGGUGGUCGACUGCCCGUUGAGCAUGACCGAUGGUGUUGCUCGUGUUCUGGAGCUAUCCGGAACGCCACAAUUGAAGGAGGAAAUAUUUGCCCGAUUGACCAGUCGAGAUCCGGCGCGGGCAUAUACUGCUGGGCAAUGGAUGACGGAGCGCCCUGGAGGUUCAGACGUAUCCCGCACAGAGACGGUUGCUGCACCCGUCCCAGGAAUCACUACUUCCUAUGGGCCGCAGUACAAGAUCGACGGCUUCAAAUGGUUCUCCAGUGCUACCGACAGCGACAUUGCACUCGCCCUGGCACGCACCGGACGCCCCGAGGACGGCUCCCGCGGCCUCUCCCUGUUCAUGAUCCCCGUGCGGCUGCCGCUCGUGCGCCCCCCAGGCGCGCCCCGCCCGUCCGCGCUCACGAACAACAUCCACCUCCACCGGCUGAAGAACAAGUUUGGCACGAAGAUCCUGCCGACUGCAGAGCUCUCCAUCCAAGGUGCGGAGGCGUACCUGCUCGGGGAGCCGAACCAGGGCGUGAAGCUGAUCACGCCCGUGCUGAACAUCACGCGCACGCACUCCGCGAUGAGCUCGGUUGCCUACCUCCGCAAGCCGCUCGCGAUCGCGACCGCGCACUCGCACGGGCGCGCGAUCAAGGGUGGGCAGCAGCUGUUGAAGGACACGCCGUUGCAUGUGGCGGAGCUCGCGAAGCUGCAUGUGUUGUAUCGCGCGCUCGUGCACUUUGUGUUCGGGUCGAUCGUGCUGCUCGGGAAGAAUGAGUGCGGGGUAGCGAGCGAGAGUGAGGGCCUUCGGUUGCGGCUGCUGACUCCCGCAAUUAAGGCGUUUGCCGCGGAGAAGUGUGUAACUGCGAUGGAGGAAUGCAUGACCAUGCUCGGUGGCGAGGGGUAUAUGGAGGAGAACGGAAUUGCCAGGUUGAUUCCAGACGGCAUAGUGGAGAAGAUAUGGGAGGGUACCAUCACGGUCCUAUCUCUGGACCUCGUGAGGGUCAUCGAGAAGUCUACCACACUCAACGCAUUUAUCAAGUGGACCGAAGACAUCAUCGCGUCUUGCCCCGCUCCGCUGGCGCAAACCCUAGCGGCGCCACUAGCAUCCCUCCGUGACGCGUUGCCCGAGCUCGUGGAAGCAUACAAGGCGCCGCUGCACCCCCUCGUCCCUCGUCCGGCACUGUUCGUGUUCAGCCACAUCGCGUCUUCUGUGUAUCUCCUGGAACAUGCCAUCUGGGCCGCGAAGACUUCGGAGCCCGGCCACGAGAUCGACGCUGAGGUUUUCAAGCGGUGGGUUUUGGAGGGCGGGCUCGACACGGCCCUGGAAAACGUACGCCGGGCGAAGAACUCAUCGCAGGAUCGCAUGGAGACCAACUCGGCGAUUGUGUAUGGCGUCAACGCUAGUAAAGUUGCGGCGCAUUUGUGA